GGGACAGCGGGGAAGGCGGCGCCGCUGCGGAGCCUGCGCUCGCCGCACCCUCGGCGCCCCGCCCGCACCCUCAGCUCCCGCCCGCAGGCCGGUGGCGCUGGGCGGUGUCUGCAGAAUCCCUGCCUGCGCCUGGCCCCGGUGGCCGCGCCGCGCCGAGACCCAGAAGCCGCGCCGCAGAGAGGAGGCCGGAGCCGGCAGCGACCCGUCAUGGAGGCUCGCUACAACCUGAAGAGUCCUGCUGUUAAACGUUUAAUGAAAGAAGCGGCAGAAUUGAAAGAUCCAACAGAUCAUUAUCAUGCACAACCUUUGGAGGAUAAUCUUUUUGAAUGGCACUUCACAGUUAGAGGGCCCCCAGAUUCUGAUUUUGAUGGAGGAGUUUAUCAUGGACGAAUAGUACUACCACCAGAGUAUCCCAUGAAACCACCAAGCAUUAUUCUUCUAACGGCUAAUGGACGAUUUGAAGUGGGCAAGAAAAUCUGUUUGAGCAUCUCAGGACAUCAUCCUGAAACUUGGCAGCCUUCAUGGAGUAUAAGAACAGCAUUGUUAGCCAUCAUUGGGUUUAUGCCAACAAAAGGAGAAGGAGCCAUAGGUUCUCUAGAUUACACACCUGAGGAAAGAAGAGCACUUGCCAAAAAAUCACAAGAGUUCUGUUGUGAGGCAUGUGGCUGCACCAUGAAGGAUGUCCUGCUGCCUUUAAAAUCUGGAAGUGAUUCAAGCAAGGCUGACCAAGAAGCCAAGGAACUGGCUAGGCAAAUCAGUUUUAAGGCAGAAGUCAAUUCAUCUGGAAAGACUAUUGCUGAGUCGGACUUAAACCACCCCUUUUCACUAAAUGAUUUACAGGACAAUAUACCUACCACAUUCCAGGGUGCUACAGCCAGUACAUCGAAAUAUCCUCUGAUGAGGAUUAACAACAACGAAAAGAAAAAACAACCCACAUCCUAUUAUACAGAGAGGAAGUAUGCAGUCCAGAACCCCUCAGGAGAAUCCCUUCAACCACCUGCCCCACCUGUAGCUAAGAAUACCUCCGUGAGUCCUCGGCAGCGCAGGGCCCAGCAGCAGAGUCAAAGAAGGUCGUCCAGUUCACCAGAUGUCAUGCAGGGCCUGCAGCCCAGAGACAACCACACUGAUCAUGGCGGGUCUGCUGUACUGAUUGUCAUCUUGACUUUGGCACUGGCAGCGCUUAUAUUCCGACGAAUAUAUCUAGCCAAUGAGUACAUAUUUGAUUUUGAGUUGUAAUACUGUUUUGUGUCUUAAGAGCUGUGACUCACUGCUUCAUUAAACAUUCUUCAUUGGGUAUAGUCUAAGAAUUGUUUACAAAAAAUUUAUUUUGUAUUUACCCUGCAUUCCUUUUUUUUAUCCUUAUAAACUCAGUAAAACUAUAGCUAGUCAUUCAGACUGUGUCCUGCUUAGUUUAAGGGACUGGAAGUGAAGUCCCUUGUCUCAUUAUAUAUAGCCCGCUUUACAGGGAAAUAAUAUGUUAUUUCUCAUGCUUUAGCUUGUUUUUAUGUAAAUUUGUGAUAGUUUCUGUAUAGCCCUUUUAAAUUUUUGGAUAAAAGAUGGUGUUUUUAAGUUCCAAUGAGUAUUAGUAGUUACUAUCAUUUAUUCAGUACUCUGUUUCUACUUAUGUAGAACGAUAGAGGGAUAAGAGUUAAAAAGGCAAAGUAAAGCCCCUCCAAAAGCUUACUUCAUGGGAAACAUUGGGAUUACCCAUUCUGUGGUACACUUUAUGUCCUAAACAUUGUCAGUGAAACUUACUAUUUCAGUCAAACAUUUAUGAGGAAAUGAGGUUACAUCUUGGUUACUGGAUUUUACUUAAAGAGGGAAUAAUGCUUUGUAACCACUUUGAUAUGUUGUUAUUCCAUUCUCUCCAAAGAGCACCUAAGAUUUAAAAGAAAGAAAACAACCCUCCAUAGAUCUUUGUAGGUAGGUAGGUAGGUAGGAAGGAAGGAAGGAAGGAAGGAAGGAAGGAAGGAAGGAAGGAAGGAAGGAAGGAAGGAAAGGUUCAAGCCAGGAAAUCACUUGGUUUUAUUCUAGAAGUUAAGUGAGAGUAUCUUAAGAUUUGAAUGUUUAAUCUGCUUUGAAUUGUAUAUCUUUUGAGAUGUAUAUAUGCCUAGCUUUGUAAUCACUAUAAAUUUAAUUAUUCUGGAGUAUGCAUAAUGUUAUACUAUUUCUUGUACCAUAUUAAUAGAAGAGCUCAGGGCCGAAGCAAUAGUGAUAGAAAUUAGAAAAACCUUUACUUGGAAUUGUACACGUACACAAAGCCCAAGAAGUAAUUUUCCGCGCAAAAUCAAUAUAUAACAUAGUGCUAGUUAGCUCCACAGACUUUAGUAGACACUUUGACCAUCGUAGUGCCUAGCGAAAACCAUUACAGAGAAACUUUGCCUUCAUUCAGCAUGUUCAGUAGCAGCAUUGAAGGCACUCUUGAGAGCAUUAUUAGUGAAGAUUUAAUUUUUAAAUACAGGCAGUCCCCAGCUUUCAAAUAGGUUAUGCUCUAAAGAUGCAUUUAUAAGUUAAUUUUUUUACACUUCAAUGUUGUAAAUGUGUUUAGGUUCUAGACAAGUCCACACAAAAAGUUAGUCCAUAAUGUAUCUUGAAUAAUUUGGGGGAUGGUAUCCAUAAAGUCCUUAUGUGGUUUUAACUAACUGAAAUUAUGGGCAUGAUAGAAACAAUUUGUAAAAUGAUUUUAAAGGCAAAUUUAAUUUUUACUUCUGCUAUGGGACUUUGGUUCUAUAAGUGUCACACAAUUUCUGUGUCUCUCUUAAUAGCCAUUUUUCCUUUAGGUCUGCAUUUAAAAUAAGAGUAUACUGUGGUAUAAUACAUAAUGGUAUUAAACUUUAAUAAUUUUAACAGUGUUUACAGAUAGUUUCUGUUAUAUCUACAAUGAAGGUGGUAAAGUCUAAAAAGCCCAAGGACUUUAUGAAGACCUCAUAUGUUAGGAAAACUAUAGGUUACCAUUUUAGAACUUUAUUGCCACGAGAAAAUGCAUUCUGAAGUCUUGGUUUAGAACAUAAGAUAUUAAAAAUAUUGGUUCAGUUAUCAGUGGUCUCCUAACAGGUCACUGACCCUGGAAAGCCAGGUAAUGUUAUCACCAGAGGAGGAAAUCCCUGCGCUCUCAGCCUAUGUGGGGAUGAAUCAUAUGCUAGAAACAGUCUUCCCUCCGUUUCCUCUCAGUCAUUCCUUGAGCCAGCCUCCGGAGCUAUGUGAUCUUCUUGCAUGUUUCCAUGGGAUAUAGGAAGUACCUAUACUUUCAAAUUGACUAAGCCAAGAAAUUUUACAUUGUGCAGAUCCUUUUGUGUCCGAUUAGCUUCUCUUCCUUCGUGUCAAAUGGCAGACCACCUUCUUCGUGUUCGGAUUUAUUUUUAACACCUGACACACGUAUCUAAACGUGACAUCCUUUAUGCUCCUUUCCUUUCAGCUUAAAUAUGUUACUUAAAAAUCCUUAAGUUGUCAGUCUGACCUCCAUUGUGGAGUUCAUGAGCAAAAUUGAUCUUUGGGGCCAUUUUAAUUCACACUCCACUGAUGGGCCUCUUCAAUAAACUUAUUUUUAAAGCUGCACUUUAACCCUUUACUUACAGCAUAACCAGAUGCAUGAUCUGGCAGGUAAAGGCUUGGGACUCAAUCUUUCCCCAGUCUUCAGAUUUAUGUAACUCAGUGACUUUUUCUUUGGCCAACAUAUCACAUGCCUGUAUGCUAAGGUAGUUCAAAUUAGCAUGCUUGAAGAGAUAUAUAAUGUCUGUUUCACCUGUAACUGUUUAAACAAAUGUAAACUUUCAGAUUUUAUGUAUUGUGGGGCUUUUAUGUAGCACUUUACAUUUUCAUGCUGCUGAUUGUUUUUAUUCUGAAAUAAAUGAAUUUCAUCAAAA
Molecule: messenger RNA, 3863 nt
Organism: Myotis daubentonii (Daubenton's bat)
Lineage: Eukaryota; Metazoa; Chordata; Mammalia; Chiroptera; Vespertilionidae
Gene: UBE2J1
Product: ubiquitin conjugating enzyme E2 J1
Source: RefSeq, a predicted model, not a curated record